UCCAGGAACGUAGUUUUAACAUUUUAUGCCUACAGAUUUUGUACUUUCCCGAAGCAUAUAUUAUUUACAGUGUUUAAAAGAAGUGAUGUUCUUUUAUUAAAAUUGAAAUAAUGAUACAAUUAAUUAUUAAUGUACAAUUUAUGCAAUCUAGCGCAAAAUUACAACUCGUGAAGUUAAGAUUUAUUAAUUAUUAUAAUUAGUUGAUAUUAUUUAGAUCUAAAAAUUAUUCUUCACACUUGUGUUCUGUUUUAUUUAAACGUCAAGUACUGCUUACAAUUGAAUACUUUUAUUAUUAGUUAUGUACAUUUAAUUAGAGCAUUGAAUAAUUCUUUACUUUUAAAAGAAAGAAAAUUAUUAAAAUUAUUUUGAACUGUUGAUACGUUACUGUCGUACCAAUCGAUGUUGCCGGAUUUUCCAGCGGUGCCAAAGGGGAACAGUAGAUAUAAUGGCUAGCAGAUGUAAAUUUUAGUACAGCGUGGGGAUCAGAGCGAAAACGAAGGACCAAUAAGAUUCAUGGUAAAUGUUAAAUGCUGUCUAUCAGCCAAUAGCUGUUCGUAGAAGAUCCGGCUCCAUUUGUAAGCAUCAUUUCCCAGAAUUCCAUACGUGUAACCUCUAAGAAAUCAAUAUAUUGUUUAUAAAAUCUAUUCUAUUACAUUUAUUCUGUUCUUUCCUGUUCUCAUAUUUUCAUUUUCCUAAUGGAUGCUCUAAAUAUUUAAAUACGAAAAGAAAAUUGAUUUUCAUGUUGUUGCUCAAUAAAAGCGGGAAACGUUUACAGUUGAUUCAGCGUUCUCAUUAUUGGAUGAGUCAACAGACGCUAGUAGGUGGCACCACUGUUGAUAAAGAUGGCGCUGCAACACCUAACAAUGCAUCAAGGAAAAGUUGUUAAAAACACAUGUUUAUCACUAUGUUUAUAUUUAGAAUUCUUUGUUGAAUAAAAUUAUGAUAUUGUUAUAAUUAAUUUGCAUCCGACGAAAAUUAUUUGGUAUUUACAGAGUAAAAUUUUUGUAAUCCCUAAAGUUGGUAUUUAAUUCGUCCAAAUGCCCGAGCAAAAGGUUUUGAGGUUGCAAGAUGUUUGGCGUACUUGUAAUAAAAUAAGGGCGGCAAUAUUUCGUAUUGGUUUUAAUUUAUGGGAUUACUAUAAACCUCUAGAUCCUGAGAAAAAUUGUUUAAUUUCAGAGUCAAAGUUUAUUUCGGUUUUGGCUGGUCCCCUGAAGGAUGUAGUUGGCCUGUCCGAUAGAGAAAUUUGCGAUUUGGCUGAUUAUUUUCGCGUACAAGAUGGCCGAAUAUUAUAUACGCAGUUUUGCACAAUUAUCCACGAUAGCGUUCCUGAGUUUGAUAAGAACAAACCUCUUGUAACUGGCUUGGAAUGGGAGGAUCCAGAACACGUGAAUCGAUUAAGUCCAGCAGAAUACCGAAAAUUAUGUCUUAUCCUCUCUCAAAUUGCUGUUAUUGUUAAUAAAAGGAGGCUGAUCCUCAGGCCAUACUUUCAAGAUUAUGAGUUAAUCGCAAAGAAUGCCGGGACAGUGACGUUUACUCAUUUCGGACGGAUCUUGAAGUUCCUCAACAUCGUUCUGGCUUCCGAGGAAUUCUCUCUGCUUAUAAAAAGAUUCGCGAAGGAUGCGUACACGGUCAAUUACGUGGCUUUCCUGCAGGCUGUGGAUGAAGUUCAAUCGUAUUUCGAUAAACAUGGAAUGCUUUCUCUCAGUGGAGAGUUACUCGAUCAAUUUCCCGGUCGAGUUAUCACAGCUGAACUACCGAAACUUCCGAGGCCAGAAAUUGGGAAACUUCUGCCCAGCAAGGUGUUUGGGAAACAAACGGUGUUUCAUCCGGUGAUGGAAGAGCCGAGGGCUGACAUGCCAUUAAUGAAGAUCAUUCAGCAGAUUCAGAGGCAUAUUCUUGAAAAUCGAAUAAGAAUCUCGGAAUUCUUCAAGAGGUUUGGUCAUUUGAACGUUGGAAGAGUAACCGUUUCUCAAUUCAAAAGAGGAUUAGACGGUCUUCAAGUAUCGAGCUUGGGACGUCUUUACCUAGCGGAAACGGAAAUCGAUGCACUCGUAGAGAUUUACAAAGACCCGAACGACCCGGACCGCGUGUGUUGGCGCACGUUCCAAGACGACAUCGAUCAAGUAUUCACCGUCAAGGAGUUGGAGAAACUGCCGAACUUGACAGUUGAAUCACCGCCGAAAGAAAUAGCCGACCUGAAGCGGCGGGGAACAGCCGACUGGCAAUGCGUGCCGGCGAGCAUCAGAGACCUGUGCGAGGAAACGCUGCAGAAAGUCCGACACCGAAUCAACGAAAGAAGGAUUCUGAUCAAGCAAUUCUUCAAGGACUAUGAUCGGAACAACAAAGGACACGUGUCUCGUGCACAACUUCGCCAGGUCCUAGCGACUGCAGUGGUGUUACUUUCGGAGGAGGAGGAGUAUGCUUUAGAGCAGAGAUACAACGACGAAUUAGGCUUCAAUUAUGUACUGUUCUUGAAAGAAUUAGAGGCGAUAAAAAUUGAAGAGCCUCUGUACAAUUCUAUGCUGAAAGAGAAGAUGAAAAUCAAUGCCGAGAAACCGCCGCCCGAAGGCAGCGUCGACGAGACAAACAUUGUCCUAAUUUUAGCCAAAAUCAAAGCGAAAAUCGUACGCGAACGAGUGAAGGCGAUCGAGUUCAUGCGUCCAUACGAUCCCCGAAAUGAACGGGUUAUUAAAAAAGUGGAUUUUAUGAGAGGAUUGGACCAACUUCGUUGUAAUUUGAGCUGCACGGAAAUAGGAACCAUUAUGAAAGUUUUCCAAUCGCCUUUGAGAGAGAAUUACGUGGAUUAUGUGAGAUUCGGUGAAGUGGUCGAAGAGGCUGUCACCAUUGGUAGUUUGGAGAGAGCACCACUUUUAGUGCCUGUGCAACACGUGCCCCCGGAGGCUUCUCCGAAAACAUUCUUGACUUUCGAUGAGAGACAGAUGGCUACUGUAGCAAUGGAUAAACUGAGCAGAAUGCAGCGUCCAAAUCUUCUAGAACUAUUCAAGGAUUAUGAUAAAGAAAACAUUGGAACUGUUUCAAAGAAUUGUUUGAUCAAGGCCCUAUCCGUCAGACACAUGUUUCAAUUAAUUAGUAACAGAGAAUUGGAUGCUGUGUAUAAAUGUUUCUCUGUAGAGAAAGGUGGCCAGUUGGAAAUCAAUUAUCGUGCAUUUUUAGAAGCUCUGCAUUUAAUGAGAGAGAACAGAAAAUAUUUGCCCUUUUAAAAACAAAGGUGGUCAUAUCACAAAGAAUAUACUGUAAUAAUAACAGUAUUAUAAAUAAAAGAACUUGUUAUAUUUUUAUAUAUUCCAAGAACAUGGAAUAUUUUUAAAUUUUUGGACUUCAGGAAUAUCUUGGAUUUAUUACAAUAGACCAUUUUUCUCUGAUCUGAAGGGAGCAAAGGUUCUCCCUACCAUUUGUCCUUCCAGGUUACACCUGCCACAUGGCUUGCUGAGGAGGGGCAGAACCUGAGCCUUUUUGGGAGACCCUUGGAAGGGUCAUAGUGAAUAGUCCCCUUUCUUGGUCACACCUUGGUCUACUGCAUACAAAACUACAAUGGAUCCUAAAAAUGGAGCUAAGAGAUGCAAUUGUUUUUAAUUUGUCUACUGCUUAUUUUGUCGUGUAGAUGA
Messenger RNA from Osmia bicornis bicornis, 3626 nucleotides. RefSeq lists its product as uncharacterized. Bases 1038 to 3221 code for a protein of 727 amino acids. The record is from RefSeq and is a predicted model, not a curated record. Gene Ontology annotation, molecular function: calcium ion binding. NCBI's taxonomy places the organism in Eukaryota, Metazoa, Arthropoda, Insecta, Hymenoptera, Megachilidae. The transcript has 13 exons.